This is a messenger RNA of Funneliformis geosporum, 132 nucleotides long. The record is from the annotation of a GenBank genome assembly. NCBI's taxonomy places the organism in Eukaryota, Fungi, Glomeromycota, Glomeromycetes, Glomerales, Glomeraceae.
UAUUAGUUUAUGAACCAGCGAUUAGAAAUAAGGCAGAAAUCUUACAAAAAUUUGAAAUAAAUUUUGGUUAUGACAGAUAUAGUCUAUCAAGCACUCAAAAUAAAGCUAGUUCAAUCAGAAGUGAAUUAAAUG